CCACAGAUUGUUUUGUGUGCUUUCAUCUCUAAGAUGUGCUCUCAACCUCUACCCCUCCACUUCCAUGAGACAGCCAUUGAACUGGUGCUCAGUUGAUGAAAGUUUAAAAAGUUAUCUCAGCUGUUCAGGUUUAGAUCUCAUACUACGGAGGACAUGACAUCUGAAUAAUGUGCCUUUCAUGUUCCUCAAACCAUUGAGCUAGAAUUUAUCUGUUUUACAUGCAGUUGUAAAAAGCAAUAUUACCAUUCUGGAAUACAGUAGCUCAGAAUGCCUAUCACAGGAUUGGUAUUUAUUAGAAGUCAAAUAAAUAAAUAAUUUAAACAGCGGUUUCCACAGAACCUGAGAGAGCAUCAAAAGUGUUGCUAUAAAGCCUUGAAGUUACUGGUGCUAAGAUUAAAAAAAAAAAAACAUUUUGUAUCUAGCAAAAAAGGUUAGCCAUAGCGGAAUAAAGAACAAUCACAUUAUAUAUACUGAACGAACAGUAUGAAUAAUAUACAACAAUCUUCAGAGACUGGUGUGUGAUAUAAUAAAACAAAAUUCACCUCUCUGAUGUCAUUUUCAACCUUGUCCUCAAGUUCAGUCCGGAGAGGAGAACAUGGAGAUACUCCAUCGACAGAGAAACGAAGCGACGCACCAAGCUUGUUUACUUUCCCAGCUCUGCCUAAUCAUUAACAGAUUAUUCGCCAGCCUUUGGCCAUGUUCGAGGCUUUAUCUCUGGUGCAUCAUUUACAUACCUUAAGGAUAACCCCAUAGUCGCAGCUGUAAAGAAGACCAAACGUUUUAAAUUAUAUACUAUUUACUGAGUCAUUCGAGACAGUGCCAGGUGAAUAAACUGGAUUUAAAUGACAGUGGAUUAGACGGUUCAUUGAAUUUUCAGAAUAGGUAGAUCCAUGCCUUUUGUUUUCAAGAAGUAGCAAUGGCAAUGAGUACGAGGGACAGGCUUUGGCUCUGACGGAAGGGGGUGAUGAUGCCACUUGUUAGAACUUCUGGACCAACACAUUCUUCUAAUUUAUGUUAUCGGAAACAGGAGUAGUGUAGCAUGCGGCUCCUACAUGGACUAAUAUAGAAGAAGAGAUUGGUAAAAAAAAAAAAAAAACAUUUUCAGCCGUGAAACACGAGAAGACAUCAAAUGGACUGUUGCAUGUAACAAAAUCCGGAUCCUUUUUCCCGCUGGAGAAAAACAGUGGCCACGGCUGACAAUUCGCAGGACUUGAAAGUGUGAAUGACUGACACAGAAGACACAGAAUGGGGGAAGCACUCCAGAAGCCCUGCAUGGUUCAAAAGGAAAUUGAAGAGGCUUGUUUCAGCACUGAAAAGGCUUCCAUGGAAAUCUCUUGCCCCUCUGAUCCACACUGGUGCCUCCCUCCUGGCAUUGCUAGUCUACUGGCAGAGCAACAAACUUUACCACUUUGUCACCCAUAUCUUCAUCUCUCAGUACCGCUUCCCCUACGUGGUACCCCUGUCAUUUGCACAGGUGGUGCUGACUCUGGUGGCCAUGGUGACGCUGCAUGGCCUUGGCUGCGUCACGCUGCAGCCGUACUCUCUGCAGCUGGGUGAACAGUUGCUGGUGCCUUCCAUCUGUGACAGUAUUCAGACGGUGCUGGCGCUGUGGGCGGUCACCUCGCCCUCUGGUCUCUUCCCCCUCACCUUGAAUCUGCUGCCACUUGCUUGCGUGGCCUGGACCCAUGCACUUGGCUUAACGCGGCGCCUCUCAUCUAAAAACACCCUUCUACUGGCCGCUGUUACAUUCACAUCUGUGACAAUCGCAGGCACACGUAAUGUCCUACGGACUGAGCCCCUAGUGAGGCUCUAUGCCCCGCUUAGCCUCUUCCUGCACAGUCUCUCUCUCUGCUGGCUGGCUAAAGUGGGAAAGACAGCGACAAGACGAAAGAGGCAGCAUUCGUCCUUGCUCAACCUCUACUUCUGUCUCAACGUGAACAGAAGCCUGGUGCUGGGCUUUUUGUGCCUGCUCCACCCCGACUCCCCGCGAAUGCUGAGCGAGGGCUGCUGGCACAGUCUGCUCUUCCUAGCAUACCUGCUGGCCAUGCUGCUGCUGGGGGUCCUGCAGCACCUCCUGCUGGCCAUCGCCGCUCUCUACUGCUCCCCGCUGGCUGCAGGGCUCAUGCACACGGCGCAGGAUCUGGGGCAGAGCUUCAUCACCCUGCUGUAGCUUAAGGGUGGACUACGGGCGUGUCUGAGGGUGUCCUGCAUCCAAAAACUGCAUACAGAUUCGCUAUACUACUGGGCGUUGUGAAUGGAAUAAGCUAUCCAAAUGAACAUAAACUUAAUCCUGACUAAACCACUUUCCACUGUUCAUGUCUCUAACCACUGAUGUGCUUGUAGUGGGUCCAAAAACAAAACUGAGACAUGUGGUCUUCUCUAGAAUUCCAACUGUAGUAGACAGCUGAGGAGUUAAAGUUUGCUAGACUAUCCUAAUCUCAUCACACACCAGAAACCAUUCUGGUUAAUGAAAUCUCCCAAUAUACUUCAUACAAUAAACUUCGCAUUGAGUAUACUCAUCAAACGCAACGAUUGCACAUCUCAGCUGGAGGACAAAGCAUUGCAUUUGUGAAAAUAUCGAGGUGAUGAGACUGGAAAUUUUAAGUUGGGAAACAUUUGAGUUUUGAAUACAGUUGGCUAAUAGAGGUCAAGUGCCAGUUCUUCAAUUGCAUAUGACUGGGGUAAAGAUACUUUGCUAUGAGAUUAGCAUGUCUGCAUGAAAGUUGUGCACCCAGCACUUAUUCUUGGUCUUUACCUGUAUUUCAAACACAACUACCUGAUUUUCUAAGAGGACUCCAUUGUCAAUUUCAAUCCCAUGUUUGAAAAGAAAGUCAUAAUAGUUUAGUCUUUUAAAAUAUUAAGAGGAAGUAAAAAAUUGAUUUUACUCAAGGUGUACUGUCCUAUGCAUAUACAGUGCUGUGAAAAAGUAUUUGCCUUGCCUGGAUGUAUUUACUUCCUGAUUUCCUCUGUUAUUGCAUAUUUGUCAUACUGAAUGGUUUUAUUCAUUCAUGGGUUCAUGGGUUCCUUUUGUAUAAUAAAAUAUAUUAUACAAAAGGAACCCAACUUGCUCAAGCCCUGACUUGAAGCAAAUAGACACACUGUGGCAGGAUCUGAGACAAGUUCAUACUCAAAAACCUACCAAUUUGUCUGAAUUAAAGCAGUUCUGCAAAGAAGCAUGGGCUAAAAUUCACCCACAGCGAUGUGAAAGACUGAUAUUAAAUUAUAGAAUGUGUUUGGCUGCAAUUAUUGCUGCUAAAGGUGGUACAACCAGUUAUUAAGUUUAAGGGGGCAAUUCAUAUUUCAUAUGGGUGUUUUAAAAAAAUGUGUUUUUUGUUUACUUAGGUUCCUUUAGUCUAAUGUUAGAUAUUGUAUAAAGAUCUAAAACCAUUCAGUGACAAAUAUACAAUAAUAGAGGAAAUCAGGAAGGGGGCAAAUAUUUUUUUCACAACACUGUAUAAUAAACAUGAAAGUAUUAAUAAAUUUAAGUGCUCAUUAUUGUUUUGUGAAACCAAAUAAAGAAUUUAUAUGAGACUA
Anguilla rostrata (American eel) is the source of this 3534-nucleotide messenger RNA. RefSeq lists its product as uncharacterized. The transcript has 4 exons. NCBI's taxonomy places the organism in Eukaryota, Metazoa, Chordata, Actinopteri, Anguilliformes, Anguillidae. The coding region runs from base 1223 to 2170 and encodes 315 amino acids. The record is from RefSeq and is a predicted model, not a curated record.